Molecule: messenger RNA, 1683 nt
Organism: Verticillium nonalfalfae
Lineage: Eukaryota; Fungi; Ascomycota; Sordariomycetes; Glomerellales; Plectosphaerellaceae
Exons: 3
Coding region: 1-1683 (560 amino acids)
Biological process (GO): L-glutamate catabolic process
Cellular component (GO): cytosol
Molecular function (GO): pyridoxal phosphate binding; glutamate decarboxylase activity
Source: RefSeq, a predicted model, not a curated record
AUGUCUCUUGCAACCCACGUCGACCCUGACGAGAUCAUCCAGCGACUCCAGGCGUCUCACAUCACGGCACCUGGCCACACUAAUCUGAACAGCCAAGGGAGAGCUGCCCACAUCCACCCGUUUGACACCCAGUAUUCGAGUCAAGAAAACAUCCCCAAGUUCAAGAUUCCUCAAGAUGGCGCCCCCGCUGAUACCGUCUACCACAUGGUGAGGAACCAGCUGGAUCUCGAUGGCAAGCCAAACUUGAACCUCGCCAGCUUCGUCAGCACAUUCCUCGAGCCGAAUGCCCAGCAAUUGAUGGAGGAGAACUUGACGAAGAAUCUGGCCGACUCGGACGAGUAUCCGGCCAUGAUGGACAUCCAUCAGCGAUGCAUCAGCAUCAUUGCUCACCUCUGGGGCGUACAGCCCGGUGAGAGGGCAAUCGGCUCCGCCUGCACAGGUUCUUCUGAAGCCAUCCAUCUUGGUGGUCUCGCCAUGAAACGCAGAUGGCAGGAGAAGCGAAAGGCUGAAGGCAAGGACGCAUCCAAGCCCAACAUUAUCAUGGGCGCCAACGCACAAGUCGCCCUGGAGAAGUUUGCCCGGUAUUUCGAAGUCGAGGCCCGUAUCCUACCCGUCAGCGCGAAAAGCCGCUUCCGUCUAGAUCCCGAGCUUGUAAAGGAGUACAUUGACGAGAACACGAUUGGCGUCUUUGUCAUCCUUGGAAGCACGUACACAGGUCAUUACGAGCCGGUCGAGGAAAUUUCGAAGAUUCUUGACGACUUUGAGGCAAAGACGGGUGUUGACAUUCCCAUCCACGUCGAUGCUGCUUCUGGCGGCUUCAUCGCUCCAUUCACCGACGCUGGUGCCGGUGGUGCCAAGUGGAACUUUGAACUUCCAAGAGUCAAAUCCAUCAACACUUCGGGUCACAAGUUUGGUCUUGUGAGCGCAGGCCUCGGCUGGAUUAUCUGGCGGGACGAAGCCUACCUUCCAGAAUUCCUCGUCUUUGAGUUGCACUAUCUCGGUGGCACCGAAAAGUCUUACACGCUCAACUUUUCCCGGCCUGGUGCGCAGGUUGUCGUUCAAUAUUACAACCUUGUGCAUCUUGGGUUUUCCGGGUACCGCGGUAUUAUGGAGAAUUGUCUCGCGAAUGCACGAUUGCUGGCGAACAGCUUGGAAGAAACAGGCUGGUAUACCGUCGUGUCCGACAUUCACCGCCGCGUGGAUGGCGGAUCCGACAGGGCACCCAAGUCUGGAACUGAGGGGGGCGCUGAACAAGAGACCCAACGCGAGACCUCGGCGGACUACGUUGCUGGCCUGCCCGUCGUUUCGUUCCGUCUCACUGAUGAGUUCCAGAAGCAGUACAGCCACAUCAAACAGGAGACGGUGUCGCUGUUCUUGCGCGCCAAGGGUUGGAUCAUUCCCAAUUACGCUCUGCCGCCCGGCGAGGAGAAGACGGAAAUUCUGCGAGUCGUCGUUCGCGAAAAUAUGACCUUCGACCUCUUGGAGCUCCUGCUUACCGACAUUGUAACGGUCACGGAGACGCUUAUUGAGAACGAUCAGGUCGAUCUUUCCUCGCUGAAGCGGCAUCACAUUGGGCACGGCAGGCGGCCUGUCACCAAGCAAGAUCACGAGAGGCACAAGCGUAGACUUGAGGGACACGGUAAGAAGAGGCUGCAGGACGGCAUUCACAGGACGGUGUGUUAG